Molecule: messenger RNA, 2453 nt
Organism: Dipodomys spectabilis (banner-tailed kangaroo rat)
Lineage: Eukaryota; Metazoa; Chordata; Mammalia; Rodentia; Heteromyidae
Gene: Exoc3l2
Product: exocyst complex component 3 like 2
Exons: 12
Coding region: 45-2453 (802 amino acids)
Biological process (GO): exocyst localization; exocytosis
Cellular component (GO): exocyst
Molecular function (GO): SNARE binding
Source: RefSeq, a predicted model, not a curated record
UUCAGCCUCUCUUGUACUGGAAUUACAGGUGCCCGCCCGUCAAGAUGCCCAUCCUGAAGAGUCUAGGGGUGGCGGACCCCAAGAUGCCCCGGGCGGGGACCCUGCCCCUCAGAUCCUCCCGCAACCCCUUCGAGGAGGUUCCAGGGCUGGAGGGAGAGACGGGGGACCUGGGCCCCCUGCCCAAUGGGACAUCGUGUCGCCGCCGGGCCACCCUGGAAAAGCUGGCGGGCCUGGCCCCCUUCCGCCUGGGCUGGUCCCCCGGCCGCCGGGCGGGCAGCCCCGGGGACGGGCAGCCCCGGUCUUUCUUGGGCCGAAUGCUGGCCCCGGGGAUUCGAAGGAGCUCGGCAGAUUUCGGCCUCCUAGCUCGGCUUCAGGGGAGCCGGGGUCACGGCGACGAGGAGGCCACGGGGGAGGCUGCUCGAAGACUAGCCUUCCUGCGCCUCGGCCGGGGGCCCAAGCCCAGGAGAGCCUCCCUGGCCGAGAGGGUGGUCCCCACCGGAGAGGCCGCCCCUGAACCCCCGCCCAAGAUCCGGGAGCCCCCAAAGAUGAAGGAGCCCUUGUCAGUGUUGGAGAUCCUGAGCCUGAUCCAGCGGCGCGAGCUGGCACGGGCGGACGAGCACAUCUUGGAGCUGGAGGCGGAGGAGCUGGCGUCGUCGGGGGGCGGCGCCCCGGGUCCCCCCCAGGCCCCGGGCGCGGGCGGCGGCCGGCGGGCGCGGGACGUGGCGCUGCUGUACGAGGCCCUGCAGCGCGAGCUGUGGGCGCUGGUGCGGGAGACGCUGGCGGGGCCCGGGCCGGGCGCGGGCGUCGGGCCGGGCGCCGUGGCGCAGCUGGGCCAGGUGCUGGUGCAGGAGGAGGCGGCCGACGGGCGCCGGGGGCCGGGCGCCGCCCGCCGGCUGCGCGCGCGCUGGGCCGAGGCGGUGGCGCGGGCGGCCCGCGAGCGCCUGGAGGCGGCGGCCCCCGGGGCCCCCGGCGGCGGCCUGGCCGGGCGGCUGGAGGCGCUGCGGGCGCGGCUGCUGGAGGACCUGGCGGUGGUGCGCGGCCGCCUGGCGCCCGCCUACCCCGCCGGCCUGGGCGCCUUCGGCGUCUACCUGCGCGGCUACCACGGCGCGCUGGCCGAGUGGCUGGGCGCCGCCGCGCGCCGCAGGCUGCCGCUGGCCGACCGCUACGCGCUCCUCCACUGGCACAACCAGGUGUACCCCAGGGAGGUCCUAGGGCUGGUGGACAUGGUGGCCCUGGAGAACGGGGAGUUGGGACCCCUUCUGUCCCCUGGCACCCUGCUGGGCUUGGAGGACGAAUGUGUCACAGAUGUCAAGGCUCAGACGCGGGCAGCCCUUCUUCGAGUUCUCCAGGAGGAUGAGGAGCGUUGGGGCUGCCUAGAGGACCAGCCCAGCAGCCUGGCACAGGACGUGUGUGAGCUGCUGGAAGAGCACACAGAAAGAGCGCCCCGCAUCAGCAAGGAAUUUGGGGAGCGCAUGGCGCACUGCUGCCUGGGCGGGCUGGCAGAGUUCCUGCAAAGUUUCCAGCAGCGAGUGGAGCGUUUCCAUGAAAACCCAGGAAUCCGGGAGCUGCCCACAGAUGUCUACAUCAGCAGGACCAUCGCCCUGGUCAACUGCGGGCCCCCCCUGAGGGCUCUGGCAGAGCGUCUGGCCAGGGUGAGUCCCCCUGAGAGCGAGCCUGCUCGGGAAGCCUCGGCCUGCGCCCUGGACCGUGUGACCCGGCUUUGCCACCGUGUCCUCAUCGACCUGCUGUUCCAGGAGCUGCAGCCGCACUUCAACAAGCUGAUGCGCAGGAAGUGGCUGAGCAGCACCGAGGCGCUGGAUGGCAUCGUGGGCACGCUGGGCGCCCAGGCGCUGGCCCUGCGCCGCAUGCAGGACGAGCCGUACCAGGCGCUGGUGGCGGAGCUGCACCGGCGCGCGCUGGUGGAGUACGUGCGGCCCCUGCUCCGGGGCCGUCUGCGCUGCCGCUCGGCUCGAACCCGCAGCCGCAUGGCCGGGAGGCUGCGUGAGGACGCGGCGCAGCUCCAGCGUCUCUUCCGGCGGCUGGAGUCCCAGGCCUCCUGGCUGGACGCGGUGGUACCACACCUGGCGGAGGUCCUGCAGCUGGAAGACACACCCAGCAUCCAGGUGGAGGUGGGGGUGCUGGUGCGGGACUACCCAGACAUCAGGCGCAAGCACGUGGCGGCGCUGCUGGACGUGCGCGGCUUCCCGCGCGCCGCGGGCCGCCAGGAGAUCCUGGCGGUGGCCCGCGACCUGGAGCUGUCGGAGGCCGGCGCGCCGCCCGCCCGCGCCCGCGCCUUCUUCGCCGACAUCCCCGUGGCCCGCCCGUCCUUCUGCCUCAGUUUCCCUCUGCUGCUGGGGCGCCUCCCGGUGUCCGGGUUGGCCGGGCCCCGUCUGGCUCGCCUGUCCGUGCGUCCUCGGCCCGGGGCCCCGGCGGCGGCGGGAGCGCGGCGCUGA